AAGCAAUGGGAUAACGCACCGUUGUUUUCUGCUGUGGCAGCUCUCGGUGGAGCCGGUGUGUGUGUGUGUGUUAGUGGGUGAGAGGCCGCCCCUCUCUCUCUCUCUCUCUCUCUCUCUGUCUGUCUGGUCCCGUGCGGGUGGCUGACAAUGGCGAAUCCCAGGGUCUACUUCGACAUCAAUAUUGACAAGAAGCCGGCUGGCCGCGUAGUUUUCGAGCUAAGAAAAGAUGUGGUUCCAAAAACUGCAGAGAACUUCCGUCAACUGUGCUUAAGGGAACGAGGUGCUGGCUACAAAGGAUCAGUUUUCCACCGAAUAAUUCCUGACUUUAUGUGCCAGGGCGGUGACUUCACAAAUGGCAAUGGCACUGGUGGAAAGUCCAUUUAUGGUUCAAAAUUUGAGGAUGAGAACUUCCAUCUUAAGCAUGAUGGCCCAGGUAUUCUGUCAAUGGCCAAUGCUGGGCCUAAUACAAAUGGGUCACAAUUCUUCAUCUGCACUGCAGCUACUGAUUGGUUAAAUGGAAAACAUGUUGUGUUUGGAAAAGUUGUAGAAGGCAUGAAUGUUGUGAAAUCAAUGGAAGCAACAGGAUCAAGAACUGGGCAGACAAAUGUUACUGUUAGCAUUGCUGACUGUGGAGAGUUGCAAUGAAAGCAUUCCUGCAAUAGCUACUGCAUGUAGCCUAACUAAUGACUGGUGUCUCUUUUCUCAUUGUCAGAAAAACAGCAAGAUUCAAAGAUCAUUGUCAAAUUGAAAUCUGUUUGUCAUGAUUAAUCAUUCAUGCUGUGGCUUAGUUGGACAGGUGUAACCCACAAAGUACUUAGAAGUAUUAUGGCAGUGCUUUGCUUCAUUUAAUUACUGAACUGAUGCUCGUUUUGUAAUGGGAACAACCAUCCAGAUGUAAUUAUUUACUGUCACCUUGUACUAAAUCACUUCAUUCAAAUAAAGUGAACACUUGUCACCUA
This is a messenger RNA of Carcharodon carcharias (great white shark), 959 nucleotides long. RefSeq names its product peptidyl-prolyl cis-trans isomerase-like. Gene Ontology annotation, biological process: protein peptidyl-prolyl isomerization; protein folding. The record is from RefSeq and is a predicted model, not a curated record. The transcript is spliced from 6 exons. Gene Ontology annotation, molecular function: peptidyl-prolyl cis-trans isomerase activity. NCBI's taxonomy places the organism in Eukaryota, Metazoa, Chordata, Chondrichthyes, Lamniformes, Lamnidae. Bases 148 to 645 code for a protein of 165 amino acids.